Penaeus indicus is the source of this 313-nucleotide messenger RNA. Its product is annotated as keratin-associated protein 19-2-like. The coding region runs from base 11 to 313 and encodes 100 amino acids. NCBI's taxonomy places the organism in Eukaryota, Metazoa, Arthropoda, Malacostraca, Decapoda, Penaeidae. The transcript has 2 exons. The record is from RefSeq and is a predicted model, not a curated record.
CCCGACGGAUAUGAAGACCCUGGUCAUCGCAGCUGCCUUCGUGGCGUAUGUCGCUGUCAGUGUCAGCGGUGAUGCCGAAGCUGAUGCUGAGCCCAGCCGGUAUGGAGGUGGCUUUGGAGGCCAUGGGCUCGUGUCCUACAGGCCCGUGUACAGCAGCUACGGAUACGGACGCUGGAAGAGGAGUGCUGAGGCUGAGCCCGAAGCUGAUCCUUCCCGCUUCGGAUACGGGUAUGGCGGCUAUGGGCACGUGUCCUACAGGCCUGUGUACAGCAGCUUCGGAUACGGACGCUGGAAGAGGAGUGCUGAGGCCUGA